Messenger RNA from Anneissia japonica, 2665 nucleotides. RefSeq lists its product as uncharacterized. The annotation marks the transcript as partial. Gene Ontology annotation, biological process: regulation of apoptotic process. The transcript has 19 exons. Gene Ontology annotation, molecular function: protein binding. Lineage: Eukaryota; Metazoa; Echinodermata; Crinoidea; Comatulida; Comatulidae. The record is from RefSeq and is a predicted model, not a curated record.
UAAUUCGAAAUUACGAAUUCACGAAUAGGCUGUCGUAUCGUAGUAGAACGCCGCUUGCAAACCGGCAGAGAAAGUUCAAGACCUUACGUCAUCAUGUUUGGGGAAUCCCCUACCACUGCCAAUGUCCACCGCGGCCAUGUUACAAAUAAAAUAGAAGAGUAGUCGAGUCAUCCGGGCUAGAGCGGCCACAGUCACUCACCAGACGUACAGGAUCUUGCCUGGAAAUAUGAAUGAAUAAAAGGAAUAAAUUGAAGCAGUAGCUCUACAAAGGACAGUGAACAUGGAUAUAAGUAAAGAAACGAAUGAUGCAGGUUUUGCAGAACUUAAGUUGCUGGUGUCAAAUUGGUAUGACAAACACAUAUCUAUCAAUAUGCUGAAAGUUUUGUACAGGGACCAUGUAAAAGAUACUUAUGCAUUACAUGAGUCUUCUAAGACAAUGGAAUUAAUUGAUAUGUUGAUUAGUUCAGGAAAUCUGAGUCCAAAUAAUCUCACUCUCCUCUAUGAUACUAUAAAGGCAACGGAGCAAUUUGGUCUGGAACAAGAAAUUCACACUCAAAUGCCAUCAUUCAAAAUUUCCAAAAGUAUCAGGGAUAGUGUAAUUACAAAAUUCACACCACAUCGGCAAAGACUUGUAAAGCUGGGAAUGGCGCUCACUAAAAGUGAUGUACGAAAGAUUAGUGAACUUUAUGAUGUAAAACAUACAGAUAGCUGGAGUUUGAUUAUGGACCUAGAACACGACAUGGUCAUUUGUGAAGAGAACAUGACAGCAUUUAUUGAAAAGUUGAAGAAACUCAAAUUCCACCAAGCUGUGAAAGCUCUAACAGAAGACAUUCCAAAGCCACCAUCAAACUCAGGACAAGCAAGUGACAUUCCAAAUACAUCUUCAAACUCAGGGAAUAGUUUUGGUGAAGCUUUCCAUUUAGGAUUAAAACGUCGGAGACUAGAUGAACCAGGACAAAAGACUCCUCUUGAUAUGGUGAAUGAACUCUCAGAAAAUAUUGACAGGUUGUCAGUAAAGGAUCUUCCAGAAUUUUCAACACAAUUUAAAAGAAUUUACAUGUAUCUCAAAAACAUAAAUUUGCAUAUUGAUGAUAUAUCCAAGGGAUCUAUAGUAUUUCAUCUUUCUGUUUAUGAUCCAUAUGCAUUGAUGAAUUUAUGGGAAAUACAUUCAAGCGGAGAACUAAUAAAAGAUUUUGCAAAGUUAAUAGUCCCAGACGAUCUUCAAGGGGAUUUUAUUAAAGAAUGGAAGACAGUAGUUGAUAGGGAAGAAUAUGAAUCUGCCCUUAUGAGGCUAAAGGAAAGAGUUCAAUAUGAUUCCUUCUAUGGCAUCAUAAGUGAUGAAAUUGAAUGGGAAAGUCAGAUGGUGGUGGACCUAACACAAAGAAGACCAGAUUUCAUAUUUACUAUCCUCAAACAUUGGAGGUUAAGCAGACCUGAAGCUAUCAAUGAUUUAAUAGCAAAAAGCAGGAAAGUAAUCAUUGCAUUUUCACCAAAACCAUUGACUGAAUAUUCUAAGUAUGCUGCACACAGUGUUGUUGUAAAAAUGCUUGAAGCAAAAGCACUUGAUGAUGCUAAGAUAAUACCAGUCAAAAUUUCAGAAGAUUCUGCUGUACCUCCUGUGUUUGCAUCAUUUACUGUCAUCAAUGCCAGUGAAGAACAAUUUGUUGAUAAACUUUUGCAAGACUUAGAUGAGUAUGUUGAGACCCGGCCACCAAAAUUACAACCAGAAUUCCAUUUACAGGACGAAAAAGCCCCAAUAUCAGAGGUCUCUGAACUGUCAGUAAUCCCAGAAGUAGAAGAAUGUGCUCCAUACUUCACUAAGGAACUUAAAACAAAGUCGAUUGCUGUAGAUGGAGAAUCUACAGAAAUUCUUCAGUGUGCAGUUGCUGGCAUACCUAGACCCCAGGUUACAUGGUAUUUUGAUAACAUUGAGAUUACAGAUGUGACAGCAUAUACUGUCAAACAUACAGAGGAAGGCAUUUGUGAAUUACAUAUUCAAGAAUGUAUACAGGAAGAUGAAGGUUAUUACACAUGCAAAGCAGUUAACCAUCUGGGUGAAGUUACAUGUACAGCACAGCUUCUGGUGAAAGAGGAGACAAAAAGUGUGACACCUGAUGUGCCAUCCCCUGCCACUUUCGAAGAAACAUCCACAAAAGUAUCAAGUGAUGAACAGAAGACACAGGUAGUGGGAACAAGUAAAAGGAAAAGAAGUUUACCAACAUGGUCAUUCUCUGAACCUUUUAAAGGAAAAUCUAAAGGAAUUCUUAAGUAUCCUCCUGAUGUUGGAUUAUUUGCACAUCUUUUUGAAGACCUUAAUGUUGAUGCACAUCUUUUUGAAGACCUUAAUGUUGAUGCACAUCCUUCUGAAGACCUUGAUGUUGAUGAAAUAACUCCCCUUACUCGUCCUUGUCAUCAUCCAUGGUCCCUGGCACAUCCUUCUGAAGACCCUGAUUUUGGAUUAUCUGCAUUUGAAGGAAUACUUGAGGAAUUAUCAGGAGAUAGUGAUCGUGAACAUGAAAUGCAACUUGUAACACCACAAAUGAGAAAACAAAAAAAACAGAGAACAUCUGAAGGAAUACUUCAGGAAUUACAAGGAGAUAGUGAUAGCAAACUGGAAACACAACUUGUUCAACCAAAAAUGGGUGAGUUUAUAAUUUACAGAGAC